AUGCUCGCUCAAAUGGUCAACUUACAGAGUGGAAUCAGAGUGAUCAGUCUGCCACAGGCAUCGGAUAUACCGACACCUGGAACUGAUGUUUUCAUUGUUGGUUAUGGAAGGGAUGAUAACGACCGUGAUCCGUCGCGUAGAGCUGGUGGGAUUUUGAAGAAAGGUCGAGCGACUGUAAUGGAAUGCCAACAUUCCACCACUGGGAAUCCUAUUUGUGUGAAGGCGGUGUAUGUGUUCGGGCAAAUCACCGCACCAGGUGACAGUGGUGGACCUCUCCUUCGAUCUCCUCAAGGUCCAGUCCUUGGCGUUGUAUCACAUGGUGUCACACUCUCAAACCGUCCAGAUGUUCUUGUUGAGUAUGCUAGUGUGGCUAGAAUGUUGGGCUUUGUGAACUCCAAUAUUUGA
Molecule: messenger RNA, 405 nt
Organism: Schistosoma rodhaini
Lineage: Eukaryota; Metazoa; Platyhelminthes; Trematoda; Strigeidida; Schistosomatidae
Source: the annotation of a GenBank genome assembly